Messenger RNA from Ostrea edulis (European flat oyster), 4245 nucleotides. RefSeq names its product L-fucose kinase-like. Lineage: Eukaryota; Metazoa; Mollusca; Bivalvia; Ostreida; Ostreidae. Bases 117 to 3380 code for a protein of 1087 amino acids. Gene Ontology annotation, biological process: GDP-L-fucose salvage. Gene Ontology annotation, molecular function: fucokinase activity; ATP binding. The record is from RefSeq and is a predicted model, not a curated record. The transcript has 28 exons.
UAAUUUUUCGGAUUGGUAGAAGAUUUAUUUUAGAUGACUUGUUACGUUUCCGAUGUUGACGAAAUCUUACAUCAAUAUAAAGAAACGGGUUACAGUUCAACUUGCAGGGCAGAGGAAUGGCAAGCCCAGGAGUGAGGUGGACUGCUAUAGUUUUAACAACAGCCAAUAAAGACUGGACAUAUGCAUUUCAAAAGGAGUUGGAGCUUCGACAAGCUAAAGGUUACAUUGGGAAAGAUGUAAUAGUAUUAACUGUGGAGGAUCCAAAAUCAUAUGUGGGGAGCGGCGGUGCAACCAUCAAUGCUCUUGUGACCAUAACAGAAUACAUAAGUGCUCAACAGGGCCAUUCAGUAAUCAGUGCAGAGGUUCUGGAGCAGUCAAAGAUCCUAAUAUUACACAGUGGUCGGCAGUAUCCAUAUGACCAAUGUGGGCGGGCUUUUGUGACUCUCCCGGCUGAGUAUGUUACGCCUGAAUACGAUGGAUUGAUCUGCAACAUAGAUAUCCUCAUCAAGAACAUCACUGAAAAGCUGGCAGUGAAGUCGGGACCGGGACUGUGGGUCAGCAGUACUGACAUGAUUUUAUCAUUUCCAAAAGCUUGUGACAUUCCGUGGAAGAAUUGUGAUGCUUGCGCCAUCACUGUCCCUGCCACACCCCAAUACUGUAAGCAUCAUGGUGUGUAUAAAAUUGAUAAAGAGGGCUAUGUAGAAAAUAUUCUCUAUCAAAAAGAUGUGGGCAGUUUGGAGUGUUGUGAAAUUAAGGAUGGAAAAGUUCCCGUGGUCUGUUCUGUGGUUUUCUUUAAUUACCUCAUUGCUCAGAAGUUACUGGCCUUCCAUGUCAAGCCCCCGCUGGACGCCUGUACGUACAUGGGCUUGGACAGUGGAGAGCCCCCUAUACAGCUUUCUUUGUUCUUUGAUGUAAUGCUACCAAUGGCAACUGGGGUGACAGAGACAGAUUUUGUCAAUGGUAAAUGGAGCAGGAAUGCCACACCAAAUGACCCAGAAAGUCAGCGAAGGAUGAAGAAGGCAAGGUCAUUGUUGUGGAAAGAACUUGGAGGAUAUAAAAUGUGGGCGUGUUUGGUGGAGUCUGGACAGUUCCAUUAUCUGUCAGGAGAGGCACAGGAUCAUAAGAGGUUGAUACAGAAUUGCCCCUACCAAACUAAUUUUUCAGAAACAGCAUUCACAUGGUCCAACAGGACACAUUCUUACAUAGAGUCGAGCUGUAAAGUAGAUGAAAACAGCACUAUUGUAAACAGUGCCUUAUAUGGGAAUGUUACGGUUGGUGGUAAAACUGUGGUCUCCUGUUGUAAAAUUCGAGGAAACGUCACCUUGGGCAAGGACUGCUAUGUGGCUGGUCUAAAGGUGGAAACUGUAAAGAAAACAAUAACCAUUGAUGAUUCCAUGGUUGUACAGUCAUUUAAUGUUCACCUCCGAACUCUCGGAAUUACCAGGGAAAUCCUCACAAUUCAUGGCAGAUACGACAAAAUUCAGGUCCCAUAUUGGAAGAGCUCCAGUACAUUCUGUAACAUGCCAAUGGUUGUUUGGAUGACCAAAACAGGAAUUGUUAAAGAGGACCUAUGGGGCACAGAUGUAGAAAAUGAAGAUCAAUCCAUGUUCCAAGCUAAGCUGUUCCCCAUCCUCCACGCCACGGAUUCUAUAGGACUGGAGGACCUAUUGUGGAUUCAGGGAGCAGUUCCAGAUGAAGACCGCACCCGAUUCAAGAGGUGGCAGUCCUCUUGGAGACUUAGCAUGAAAGAAAUCCUGUCCUUUGUAAACGCUGAGCAGGAACUUCAGUGCAGAAGAGAAAUGUUUUAUGAAGUGAAGAAGGAGGAAAUUUCAGAUGCUUUAAUCCAAAAACUCCAUAAAGGUUUCCACCCCAUCUACAAUAGCGCAGGCAUUGAUGGAUUUUCCAUUUCUAUUCUGGAAAAACUGGAUUCAGUGGCAAAGACUUCUCAGAAUGACCCUGGGGUAGCUGCACGGACUCUGGCUAACAUAGCUGAUGUUUUGGGAUCAAAGGCAGGACUAAAGGGCGGAUUAAGGAGCGGACCUGCUGCAAACAAAGCCUGGGCCAAGGCCUUCAAUCUCCUGGAGAAUAAGGAGCUGGAACGGGGAGUUACUGCACUUGCUAAGGAGCGUUCCAAAUGGUUAGACAGGCCCGACCUCCUGGUGAGAGCAGCUAGGCAUUAUGAGGGGGCGGCCCAGAUCCUGAUACGUCAAGCUGUCAUGACUGCAAAAGAAUAUUUUAAGCCAGAGUCCUGCUCAAUGCCCUUUAUGAAUAAAUGGGUGACAGCCCUCUGUCCCGCUCGUAUAGAUGUCUCAGGGGGCUGGUCAGACACGCCCCCCAUCACAUACGAACACGGUGGAGCCGUCACUAUGGUUGCUCUUCAGGUCAAAGGAAAGCAUCCAGUUGGAGCUAAAGCCAAACGAAUAGAUGAACCUAAAUUAGUGUUUGUUAUAUAUGGUAAUGAUGGAGAUAACACAGAGGUCAUAUGUCGUGAAAUCAGUGACCUUGAGGAUUACUAUCAACCUUAUAGUCCAGGAGCAUUGCUGAAAGCUUCCUUUAUAUGUGCUGAUAUUGUGAGCCUAUCAUCUCCUAAAUCUCUGAGGGAUCAGUUGAUGGAGGGUUACGCUGGAGGAUUUGAGGUUCACAGUUGGUCCGUGCUGCCACAGGGAUCAGGUAUGGGAACCAGCAGUAUCUUAGCAGGGGCGGUGAUGGCUGCCGUUUUGAGAGCUUCAGGAAAAUCUUGUGACAAAAAAGGGCUGAUUCAUGCUGUACUCUACCUGGAACAGUUGUUGACAACUGGGGGUGGUUGGCAGGACCAGGUGGGAGGCCUGAUGGGGGGAAUCAAGAUCGGGCUUUCUGAGGCUAAACUCCCCAUUGCUGUAGAAGCAGUAGACUUGAAGGUGUCGGACGAAGUCAUACAAAUGGUGAACGAGAGACUGUUAUUGAUCUACACUGGGAAAACCAGGCUCGCUCGAAAUCUGCUGCAGGAGGUGGUGAGAAACUGGUAUGCUAGGAAUCCAAACAUAGUAGAAACGGAGAAUGCACUGGUUGUCUUGGCGCAGGAGUGUGCCCACGGCUUUAUAGAUGGUGAUCUUCGAAAAGUAGGGUCCUGUCUGGACAAUUAUUGGUCAAUGAAGAAGAUUCUGGCCCCAGGAUGUGAGACUCCCAUCAUUGCAAAGCUGAUGGCAGCUGCAAGGCCUUUUGCCUAUGGCAUGUGUAUGGCUGGAGCAGGAGGAGGGGGUUUUCUGUAUGUUUUAACCAAAGACAAAAAUCAAAAACAUUUGCUGCUGGACAUUCUUGGAACUGUAGAGGGCACCGAGGGUAAGGAGGUGUAUGAAUGCAGUGUAGACAGAGAGGGCCUGGUACUAACUGUGGAGGACUAAGUCCAUGUACUAAUAACCCAGUACCUGUAGUAAGGGACCACGAAAUACAACUAACGCUCUCUGUACAUUAGGAAUUAUGAAAGAAAAUCUGUAUAAACAGACGAGAGGGACUUUGUCUUUGAGAGAAGAUUAAGGAGGAAAUGAGUGAUUAUAAUUGGCACAUUACACAACAGUAGAAGAUUGAGAUCAAAUCUCCAGUCAAGUUACUGUGUUCCGAUUCACAGAGACACUUUCCAAUGGAUAUCACAGCUUUCCAAUGGAUAUCACAUUUUAUAUACAUGUACAUGUAUAUUACUAACUACUGUGUUUUUUAAAAGAUGGGUGGUCAGAUAUGUAGCAUUCAAUGAGAUAUUUUGUGAUUUGUUUGUUGACAUUCAUAUUUUGAUGUAGGGUUGUGGCAUCAUUGCAAACCACGGGUUGUUGUUUCAUUCAAUUCCAUGGAAUGGAGUGAAACAAUAACCCAUGGUUUUCGAUGAUGGGGAUGUGGGUGAGAUAUAUUUUGUGAUUUGUUAACAUUCAUAAUUUGAUAUAGGGUUAUAAAUAAGAUGUGCGAUAUUUUGACAUUCAUAUUUUGAUUUAUUAAGCACAUGCAGAAAUUGAAUGCCAUAUAUCUUUAUUAUAGAUUUAUUUACAAUAUUGUAUAUUUGUAUAUAUAUAGAAAAAGAUGUUGCAGAUAAUGUGUGCAUUAUGAAUACCGAGAUUUAGAAUAUUCUCACUUUAUAUACAUUUUAUAAGUUGGAGGAUAUUAUUAGAAUCAUUUUCUGAAAACAAUCUACAAAUUAUCAUCAAAUGUUAUCAUUAUAAAGAAAUUGUGCCUAUCCUUACUUUGAUAUUAUAUUGAAUAUCAGAUUAAAAAUAAAACAUG